This is a messenger RNA of Plenodomus lingam JN3, 732 nucleotides long. RefSeq lists its product as uncharacterized. The record is from RefSeq and is a predicted model, not a curated record. NCBI's taxonomy places the organism in Eukaryota, Fungi, Ascomycota, Dothideomycetes, Pleosporales, Leptosphaeriaceae.
AUGUUCCUCUUUCAGAAGAAGCCAGCCAGCACAGAGGUCGCCGGCAUGCGCCUGACGCGCGAUGUCUGUGAGGUGCUAAUCGAUGUUUGCAAAACGUACAAACAGUUGCUGAGGCUCCAGAUAUCUGAUAUACAAAAUCUACUUCGUUCAGAGGACUUCAGCACUUCUCUUGCAUUGUUGACAAGCAUACAAGAGCGUCAUGUGCAGAUCAAGCACCAACUCAUCGAUCUCAUCGAUCGUGUGCGAGAUUCCAAUGCCCCGUGGUUAGACGAGCUUUCUGACACGGAGGUUUCCAUGAGUGGCAAGGUCAAGACGUGCAACCGUAUGUCGAGACCGUUCGCACUGGGCUGGAAAACAGCGGCGAAGAAGUACUGGCCGUUGAUUGCCGAAAACUAUGAGACUAUCAUAUCUUUGCUCGAGCGACUAGAUAACGAACUCCAGAGCGCUAUGCAAGAUGAGUCGUUGUGGAAUGGGCAACCGCAGAGACUUGCAGAUCGUGUGAGUAUUCGAAGGUUCUUGACUUUGGGUACGCCGAGUACGAGCAGGACUGCUAGUACUACUAGGUUCUCGAAGCAGGUGGCCGUUCGCGAUAUCCCCGGCCGAGAGUUUGCAGUCGAGGAUGAAAACGAUCCUACCCCGAGUCUGCCUGUACUUAAAGACCGCACGGUUGCUCUCACAGACGAUCGUAGGCGCACCUUGGAAAAGUAUUCUAGUAGGCGGGCGCAAUCGUAG